Botrytis byssoidea is the source of this 492-nucleotide messenger RNA. RefSeq lists its product as uncharacterized. The coding region runs from base 1 to 492 and encodes 163 amino acids. The record is from RefSeq and is a predicted model, not a curated record. NCBI's taxonomy places the organism in Eukaryota, Fungi, Ascomycota, Leotiomycetes, Helotiales, Sclerotiniaceae. The transcript is spliced from 3 exons.
AUGCCAAAUGAACAAUGUAUUCGUUCACACGCAUCCUCUAAGACAAGGCCCGUUGUCUAUGAUAAGCAUCACCCCAAGCAUUGUCAAGAGAAAUCUAGACAAUUCGAUGAACGACAAAUACUACGCGUCACUUCCAAACCAUUUCCCACUCCUCGUACACUAUACACAAUGGCUUCAAUGGACAAAGCGCAACCCCUAGAUGAAACCACGGAUCCAGAGUCGUCUCCAGGUAUCACCUCAAACAGCAGAUCUACAGUUAUAUGGGUGGUGUACCCAGUAGAUAGUUUUCCUGCGGACGGAACACAUCCUAUCCAGCAACUUCUCGAAUCUUUCGGACCUCAAUCGGUGACGAAAUUACAUAAGGAAACUUCGACGAUCAUUGGCAUAAUGUUUUGGACGCUACUUGUGACGCCGUCGGAAGUGAAGAUGCUAGAGGAAAGUUCUUUGGUCAUUUCUGUAUCGCCGCAGAUAAGCUGUAACAUAUAUGAAUAG